Messenger RNA from Drosophila montana, 5619 nucleotides. RefSeq names its product decapping protein 2 (gene DCP2). The record is from RefSeq and is a predicted model, not a curated record. NCBI's taxonomy places the organism in Eukaryota, Metazoa, Arthropoda, Insecta, Diptera, Drosophilidae. Gene Ontology annotation, molecular function: RNA binding; manganese ion binding; 5'-(N(7)-methylguanosine 5'-triphospho)-[mRNA] hydrolase activity. Gene Ontology annotation, biological process: deadenylation-dependent decapping of nuclear-transcribed mRNA; nuclear-transcribed mRNA catabolic process, nonsense-mediated decay. The transcript has 4 exons. Bases 937 to 3753 code for a protein of 938 amino acids. Gene Ontology annotation, cellular component: cytoplasm; P-body.
AUAUUAUGGAUUAUACAGUUAACGCAUAUUUGGACACUAUUGAUCGCUUUUCAGCCCUGUUGCGCGCAGUGUGACCGCUUGCAGCAAGCACUUGGCUAUACAUGUGAAUUAACCGACAACAACGCUAAGUACACAUAGUUUGGUAUUUUGCUGAUGCUAAGAGGUGGUCUUACGUGUGCGACUUUCAUAUGAGUAUGUGCGACGAGGAAGCAUUUUUCCAAAAAUUAAAAAGCUAUUAAAUAGUGCAAAAUAAUUGAUAAAUUUAAGUGCAACGUAUAAAUAAAUAAAUACUAAUUACGCAUGCAUAUAAAUAUCAGCGAAUAAGGCAAAUUUAAGCAGCGAAUAAGAGUGACGCAAAAACCACAUACACACAUACAGGCAGCCUCAUUUUUUUUUUAGAAAGUACGUGAAGAAAAACAAGUUUGAUUGUGUGCGUACGUAUGUCGAGUGGAGAGUAGUGGAGACUUUGUUUCUGUUUAGCGACACAAUUUAUUGUGGAUGGCUUACAACAAAAACAAAAACAACACAACAACAAAAGCAGAUAAUGUUGAUUGCAACACAACAUCAACUAGAAGAAAUGCAUACAACAGAAACCAUCAAGUACAACAAUUGCAUUGGAAAUUGAAAUUUGUGCGACAAAAGCAGCAACAACAGCAGCAGCAGCAGCUAACAACGAUUUUCGACGACUGGCAGCCAUAUUCACAGCUACAACAACAGCAAAAUCAGAAAAAACGCGAUCCACGUUAUUGUAAAGAUACGUGACAAAAAUCGAGAAAAGGAAGACGAAGACUGAGCAUGAAAUUAGCGUGAAAAAAAAACCAAGAAAACAAAUUUUAAAAAAGCGAAUACUACUGUAAAAAAAAAAAACAAAAAUUAUUAACUUACUGUAUUGCAUACAACUAAACGUAAUUAAUAACACAAAAUAUACGAAAUAUUAUGGAAAUUGCCCCAAUAUUUAAUACCGCCGUCGUCGCAACAGCCGCCGCUGCCACCGCAACCACGUCGACGUCACAGCACAAGCAGCGACAGAGGCGCUCCGCUGCCGCAGCAGUCUUGGCAGCAACAACAACAACAACAGCAGGCAAAUCAUUUAAUGCCGAAAGCAGCGCCAAUCAAAAUGAUAACGUCAAUAACUUGGCGUUGAUCGCAUCGCUGACGCUGCAAAAGGUGCUUAAUAUUAACAAUAUUAACAACAACAACAACGGCAGCAAUGUCCCUGGCAGCGAUAGUGUGUUGUGUUAUCAGCAAAUGUCAGCAGUCACAAAAGCAACGGCAGCAAUUAAACAACAACAGCGACAACAACUACAACAACAACAAGAACAACAACGACGACACUCUGAUAACGAAGCCGAGAAUGAUGUAUUAAAUCAAUUGCUAAAAACGGGCGCGGUAUUUACAACAACAACAGCAGCAGCAGCAACAACUGUUGCUGUCGCCGCAGCCGCCGCCGCCUCCUCCACGACUAUCAGUGCGCCCAUUGCGAUUGAGAGGACGACACAGCAAAAGCAACAGCAGAAUGGGAAUAGUGCACAAAAGCAACGCCUCAAUUCAUCCAUAUCAUCGACUAACUCAAGCACAUCAACCAACUCCUCAACGGCCAAUAGCUAUGGCAGCUCCUGUUCCUCCACGGAGGAUCCCACGGCAACGGCAACAGGCAAAGCGGCGGCAAUAACAACAACAAUAAAGUCGUCCAGCAUUAGAUUGCCAGAGAAAUCGAAAAUUCCGUCCGAUAUACUCGACGAUCUGGCCAGUCGGUUCAUAAUAAAUGUGCCAGAUAUGGAGCUAAAUAAUUUAAUACGAAUUUGCUUUCAAAUUGAGCUGGCACAUUGGUUCUACUUGGACUUUUUCUGUGCGCCCGAGGAUUCAGACCAACAGCAGCAGCAACAGAAACGAAAGCUGCCCGUGGUGGGCAUCAAACAGUUCGCCAUGCAAAUCUUUCAGCACAUUCCCUUUCUGAACAAGCAUUUUGGCACUGUGGAUCAGAUAUUGGCGGAAUGGAAAAAUUAUAAACUAUCCGUGCCGACAUAUGGCGCUAUACUUGUAUCGGAGGAUCUCAAUCACUGUCUGCUGGUGCAAUCAUAUUUUGCUCGAAACUCUUGGGGCUUUCCCAAGGGAAAAAUUAAUGAGAACGAGGAUCCCGCACACUGUGCCACCAGGGAGGUCUAUGAGGAGACGGGCUUUGACAUAACGGACAUCAUAGAUGCAGAUGAUUAUAUUGAGGCUUAUAUUAAUUAUCAAUAUACACGAUUGUAUAUAGUGCGCAAUAUACCGUUGGAUACGCAAUUUGCACCACGUACGCGUAAUGAGAUUAAGUGUUGUGACUGGUUCCGCAUUGAUGCAUUGCCGGUCAAUAAAAACGAUGCCAUAUCGAAAGCCAAACUGGGCAAAAACUCAAAUUCCUUCUUUAUGAUCAUACCGUUUGUGAAGCGCCUCAAGAAGUGGGUGAACGAUCGACGCGCCGGCAUAGAACCAACAACGCGUCGGCGCAAAUGCUCCGGACAGCAGAGCCCCAAGGCCAUUCAAAAUGGCGGAACAUCCGCAUCGCCCACAAUGGUGACGAACAACAGCAACAACAACAACAGUAGCUGCAAGAUGGAUCAGCAACGUGACUCCUCGCGGCGUCAGCGGCACAAAUCGAUGGGCGAUUUGGAUGGUGUUAAACUAAAUAAUCUCAAUGGCAAGGCGGGAGGAGGAGGCGGUCUUACUGCCAGCAACAUAUGCAAUAGCAAUAUCAAGCGUAAUAGCAAUAACAAUAGCAAUAGCAGCAGCAACAACAACAACAACAACAACAACAACGGCAACAACAACAACAGCAUCAACAACAGCAACAACAACAAUAAUAACAAGCAACUAAAUUUGGCUGCGGGCAGCAAUACACCAACAACAGCAACAACAACGCCAGUGACAACAGCAGCUGCAGCAGCAGCAACAACACCAGCAACCGUUGCAACGGCAACAAGCAAACGCCAAUUGUUUCAUAGCCAAAGCCAAAAUGAUGCCCAACAGUCGGUAAGCAAUGAGAAGGUAAGCAAUGCUAAGAUUGCAGCGAAUGCGCUCAAAGCUAAACCGAAGCAAUUGCAGAUUGUCAGCUCCUUUGAUUUGAUACGCAAGGAAAAGCAGCAGCAACUGAAGGCGGCCAAGGCUCAAAAGCAACAGCAGCAACAGCAACAACAGCAGCAGCAGCAACGUUCUCAUACUAAAUCGCAAAGUGAUAAGCAAAGCAAUCAGCAGCAGCCGCUGGUAGUAAAAAGCAUUUUGAACAGAAACAGCACACAACAACAACAACAACAGCAGCAACAACACCAACAAACAACGCAUGCCACAACAGGCAUGGAUUUGAUUGCCAUGCUGACAGCAGCAGCCGCAGCGCAAAAGACACCAAAACCGGAGCAACAGCAACAGCCACAACGUCCACGUCCAGCUUCGGUGUCGCUCAAUUCGCCAAUAACAACAGUUGCUGACGCAGCCAACAACAGCAGCACAAUGCCAGAUGCUCAAACAUUGCACAAGCUGCAGCGCAUGGCAUCCGGCACCAAUUUGCGAAUAUUAAAGCGUGCGCAAUCGCAGCAGCCGCAGCUGCAACUACAACUGCAGCAGCAGCAGCAGCAGCAGCAACAACAACAGCAACAACAACAGCAGCAGCAGCAGCUCCAACUGCAGCAACAACAAGGGCCUCUAAACUUUACGCCCAGUUUCAAUUCGUGGACGAAUUUCUCAUUCACCAAAAAUUUUAUAGCAAAUGUUUUUUGCUAAGUCAAUUUCUAUGACUUUUCCUUCUUAAAUUCUCAAACAUUUUGCAUUUUCCAAGUUACAAGGCCAGUUUGUAGGCAGCAUUCACAAAAAAACAAUAAUCGUUACAUAUAUAAAGUUUUAGGUGUUUCCCAUGGAUCUCUCAGAAAGAGUCUUCUAGACUUUUGGAAAGAUGCAUUUUUCAGCAACAGCAACAUUUUUCAACAUUCAUAUGUAUAUAGCAAGCAAGGACUGUAUAAAAUUUUGUAAUUAACAUACACAUACACAUACACAUACACAUUUUCAUACCAAAAAUCGAAAAACCAAGGAAAAAGUAAAACGUGAGUCUUCCGCUCCAGCACACGUCAUUUUAUAAAAAUUGUCAGGCAAAAUUUUUAUAUACACAAAAAGCAAGAAGCAAAGCAUGGUAAAGAAAAGCGAGUUAUGAAAAGUUGUGCAAUUAGAACGCAGCCAACACUUUUUAAGUACAAUACGGUACAAUUAUAUGAAUAAUUAUGUUAAUAUAUUGGUUUUUAUUUUUUAUAAGCGAUAAAGUGAGCGAAGAGAACAUCCUUCUAAUUAGAGUUCCAGCCAAGUCGUGUGCGUGUAUUUUUUUAGAGUAAAGUGAAAAGAAUUAGGAGAGAAUGAUAAACAGAUGAAGAGGAGAGAGUAGAAAGAAAACAAAAAAGGAUAGGUAAGAGAAGAAAGCGUAGCUUUAAAUGCCCAACGUUCUGUUUUAGGCUUUGUUUUCUAUACUUUUCUUAAGUAUAUAUUCGUUCUUUGCGCCUAAGCGCAAUGAACCCUUUUAUACAAUAACAACAACAACAACAACAACAAAAAACGUGGCAAAGAGGCAAACAACUAAAAUGCAACAAUUUGCAUGACUUUUUGGGUCGUUUUAACUACCCCGCCCCAAACACCACCACCUAUAAGAUACAAUGCGUUGAGCAUAAAUACUUAUAAUAACGAGUGUAAAUAUUUAAUUGUGAUAUAGUAUUUCUUAGCACAAUUGUGAUCUUAACAAAACGGCUAGCUACUACGACUACUACAACUAAUAUUACAUAAAUACAAGUACAUACGCAUACACCUACGUACAAAAACGUACCGAACAAGUUUUUUAUAAGAAAUUUUAAUAUAAUUCAAAUGAUGCUACAAUCGAAAAACUUUCCAUUGCCCCGACACACACACAUACACAAAGAACAUACAUACAUAUAUAUACACACACACAAACACACACACACUCAUACACCUAAAACUAUAAUUAGAGAGGCAGCCAGCAGGGGAUAGAAACCCUACAAUUAACUGGGGGCAAUAUCAGGUAGGCAUAUCCAAAAGCAAAAUAUAUAAGAUACAACAAAUUUUGAGAACUUGUGACAACUCUGAUAAAUUUAACGAAUUUAACAAAUUAGUUUAAAAUAUUUGAAGCUGAAAAUUAUCUUUAAAAUUGUUUAAGCAAUGCUGCCCAUAAACUGGCCUUAAAACUGAUCUUUCAAAACUUCUACGAUUUCAUCUAAUUUUAUGAUUGACUUUUAAAGCUUUUUGAAAAGCCAUAUUAAUUUUGUAUUUUGUAAAACCAAUCUUUAGUUUCUUUUUAUCUUUCCAAAUUUAAUUUUUUUAUUUUUUUGAUUUCUUUUUCUAUAAUUUCAACAAAUGAACUGCAACUAAAAAAAAGCUGUUCGAAGCGCUUAGCAAAUAUACAAUGAAAUUGGCAAUAACUACCAUAUUUUGUUUUUCACAUCAAAUGUUCUUUUGUUAACAUUCUUACAAUUUCAUUGUGCAUUUGUUUUGCGCCAACAAAGAAACGAAACAAAAACAAGAAAAAAUCUUUUCCAAAUCAACAACCACAACAAAUUGCAAUGAAUAUCAACUAAUAAACAAUAGCAACAGUAA